AUGAAGUUCCAAAUGCCGCGCCCAUCAGGCGGAAGCCUAGGACGCACGAAGAACUACCUGCAUUUUGCUCAGGCGUUUAUUAUCUUCAUCGCUUGGGCGCUUACUAUCGCCAUCUGGACGAAGGGUGAUGGUAUCGACGGGCGCACGGGAUGGUAUUGGGGUCUGUGCUGGCUCAGCAUCCCCGGCCUCGUCUACCUAGUCGCAGUACCGAUGUGGCCGCGCGCCCGCCGUUUCGGAAACGUUUACGCCUUUGCCUGUGUCGAUGUUCUCUAUACCAUUCUCUGGGCUAGUGCUUGGAUUUGUCUUGCUUCUUAUGUUGCCGUUGGCAAGUCGAAGGGGUCUUCUUCUUCCGACAGUGACAAGGAUUCAAAGUCGAGCACCAAGAGGGCUACUGAUGAUAGCAGUUCUUCCAAGUCUGGCUGUGACAACUGGGCUUAUGGUUCUGCUGCGAAGUGUAAGCUUAGUGAGGCGACGACUAUCAUUGGUGUUGUGAUCUUUAUCCUAUUCGCCAUUACCGCAUGGAUGUCCUUCCGCAACGUUAUGCACUUCCGCCGCACAGGAACCCUCCCCGACGCAGUCUCAGACCCCACCUUCGCUGCCCAGACCAAAGCCGCCUUCUCCUCAAACCCAGCCCACGACUUUGAAGAAGACGAGGACGACUUCCGCUCAGGCCGUGGCGGUGGCAUGCCCGCUUCCUCCCGCGGCGAUCAGGACGAGGACUACGCCCUCCUCCAGCAGAGCGAGGUGGACGAUCUGGGCAAUGCACACGGCCGGUCCGCGAUGCAUGGCUCUUACGAUCCCACUGCUCCUGCUCCUGGUGGCGUUCUCCAUGAUUAUAACGCUAGUACUGGCUACGGUGGUGCUCAUGGACAGCACUAUACCGCACCCGGUGAUCAGUUUGCGCCCACUGAGUUUGGGGCCUCGACUGAGUAUGGUGGAUCCUCUGUUGGGUAUGGAGGGUCUUCCGUUAGUGGAUAUGGGCGCUGA
This is a messenger RNA of Penicillium antarcticum, 987 nucleotides long. RefSeq lists its product as uncharacterized. The record is from RefSeq and is a predicted model, not a curated record. Lineage: Eukaryota; Fungi; Ascomycota; Eurotiomycetes; Eurotiales; Aspergillaceae. Bases 1 to 987 code for a protein of 328 amino acids. The transcript has 3 exons.